AUGCUGCCAUCACGUGAGCGUCUUCAAGAGCGACAAGGUCAACACGCACCACCACGUCACGAAUACUUGCAGCAGCUGGUAGAUGAGUUCCAGCGCUCGCCUGACAAUCUUCGGAAAGAAGAAGUGGUGGCACAUUUGGCCAACUUCGCCUAUGCCCCUAUCAACUACACAUCCCUUGGCCGUCUGCGCGUCAUGGAUCUAUUUCUUGAUAUCUUGGCUGCUGAUCAAGAAAACAGCGACGUUACCAAUGCCAAUUACGAUGAAAAGACCACGCAAGAGUCUCAACAAGGUCGAUUUUCCACAGCAUCGUCACCUGAAGCUCCACGAAAGAAUCAACUUGUGGAAUUUGCAAUUGAUGGCAUUUGUAAUUGUGUGAUAGACCCUCAAUUACAACAGCAGUUCAUUGAUGGUGAUGGAGUGAACAUUCUAGCGCCAUACAUCCUCGAAAUCCCACUUGAAGGCGAGCACCCAACGUCAUUCACAAUUUCAGAGCUCAACGUCCGCGUCUCCGCAUUGUCCAUCGCGUAUUUUUUGCUAAACUCAAGGGCUUUUCGUGACAUCACGCGCAGUAAGUUUAUGAUCAAGAUGCAAUCACUGGAGCAUCAUUCCAUUGUACAAAUCGCCAAUACAGCAGCAGCAUUCCUCGGUCAUUACCAAGAGCUCGUUACUCCCAUGAUGUAG
Peronospora belbahrii is the source of this 681-nucleotide messenger RNA. Lineage: Eukaryota; Oomycota; Peronosporomycetes; Peronosporales; Peronosporaceae. The record is from the annotation of a GenBank genome assembly.